Molecule: messenger RNA, 918 nt
Organism: Penicillium canariense
Lineage: Eukaryota; Fungi; Ascomycota; Eurotiomycetes; Eurotiales; Aspergillaceae
Product: NmrA/HSCARG family protein
Exons: 1
Coding region: 1-918 (305 amino acids)
Source: RefSeq, a predicted model, not a curated record
AUGUCUCCUCCCAUCGUUUUUGUUUGUGGAGCCACAGGUAAUCAAGGAGGCGCCCUCAUUCAGCAUGUCCUCGAACAUGGAGUCAAAGUCCACGCCAUUACCCGGGAUCUCACCUCUCCCGCCGCUCUAAAUCUGCAAUCUCAAGGUGUCUCUCUCAUGGAAGGCGAUUUUGACAACCAAGAAAGCCUGAGAAAAAGCAUGUCCGGCUGCACAACGCUUUUCCUGAAUGCAUCGCCCAACCUCAAAAGGCUCCCAGCGGAGGCCGAGCACGCCAAGCAAGUUCUUGCCAUCGCUAAAGAAGUCAAUAUUCAGCAUAUCGUCUACACUAGUGCUCUUGGGACCAACAACCCUGAAGGGCUCAAGAACUGGGACCCCCGCAGCUUGAUCGGUACAGCUGUUUUGGGGAAGCAAGUCAUCGAGAAAGAAGUUCGAAAUGGAGGGUUCCAAACUUGGACUAUUCUGCGGCCCGGAAACUUCAUGACCAAUUUCUUGUACCCUUUUGUCUCCAUGUACCAGGGUCUUGUCGACAAGGGAAUAUUUACGACUGCCUUCACACGGGAGACAAUCCUGCCUAUGGUCGACCCCAACGAUAUUGGCAAAUUUGCUGCGGCGGUGGUGCUUGACCCUGUCAAGUUCAAUCAGAAGGAAAUCGAAAUUGCAUCUCAGAUGAUGGGGAUCGAAGCAGUGAUGAGUGAUUUAUCCCAAGCUGCGAGAAAGGACUUGCAGGUGAUCUUUCUUUCAGAACAAGAAAUUAUGGAAAAAGUUCCACAAGAUCUUUUCAUUCAUGGUCAGCUUAUUAUGCGCGAUAUGGCACAGUUUGUUGAUAUGGAGAAGGUGAAGGAGUGGAACAUUGAGUUGGGCACUUUCCCGCAGUUCUUGCGGCGAGAGAAGGAACGCAUCGAGAAAACUUAUUCGUGA